AUGUCACCACAGGACCAUUACAUUGGCGUAGACGUCGGGACAGGUUCUGCGCGGGCCUGCAUCAUUGACGCCACCGGCGAGAUCAAGGCACUCGCCAGUGAGAACAUCAAACUCUGGCAGCCCGAACACGGCUACACCGGCUCACACUAUGAACAAUCCACAACCGACAUCUGGCGGGCCAUCGCGCACUGCGUGCGCAAGACCAUGAGCGACUCGCAAACCGACCCGGCCACGAUCAAGGGCAUCGGGUUCGACGCGACGUGCUCGCUGGCGGUGUUCACGCACGACACGGACGAGCCCGUGUCGGUGACGGGGCCCGAUUUCGCCAACGCCGCCGGCGAGGACCGCAACGUGAUCCUGUGGCUGGACCACCGCCCCUUGGCCGAGACCGAGCUCAUCAACUCGACCGACCACAACCUGCUGCGCUACCUCGGCGGCAAGAUGAACGUCGAGAUGGAGAUGCCCAAGGUGCUGUGGCUCAAGAACCACAUGCCUGCUGAGCUGUUCAACCGCUGCAAGUUUUAUGAUCUGGCUGAUGCGCUGACCCAUCUGGCGACGGGGGGUGAGACGCGUAGCUUUUGUAGUGCCGUGUGCAAGCAGGGCUAUGUGCCGGUGGGUGUGGAUGGGAGUGUCAAGGGGUGGCAGGAGGACUUUUAUAGGGACAUUGGCCUGGGGGAGCUGGCCGAUGAUGGGUUUAAGCGGGUGGGCGGUGUCAAUGGAGUUAAUGGUGAGUUCUUGAGCGCGGGCGAGCUGGUUGGUGGGCUGUGCGAGAAGGCGGCCAAAGAAUUCGGUCUGCCACCCGGCAUUGCGAUCGGGAGCGGUGUCAUUGACGCCUACGCCGGCUGGAUCGGGACGGUCGGAGCCAAGGUCAAGCUGGACCCUGACUGCCUUGACGAUUCGGUCGCGCCGAACGAUGUUUCGCAGGCCUUCACACGGCUGGCAUCCGUGGCGGGGACGUCGACCUGCCACUUGGCCAUGUCGAGGGAGCCCGUCUUCGUGCCAGGCGUCUGGGGCCCUUACCGCGACGUCCUCAUCCCCGACUUCUGGAUGGCUGAGGGCGGGCAGUCGGCCACUGGCGAGCUGAUGAAGCACAUGCUUGAGACGCACGCGGCGUACUACGACACGCUGACGGAGGCCGAGGCGGCGGGUAAGAGCAUCUACGACUACCUCAACGACCACCUCCGGCAUCUUGCCGAGAAGACCGAGGCGCCGUCCAUCUCGUACCUGGUCCGCCACUACUUCUUCUACGGCGACCUCUGGGGCAACCGGUCGCCGGUCGCCGACCCCAACAUGCGCGGCGCCAUCAUCGGUAUGAGCAGCGACAAGAGCAAGGACGGCAUGGCGCUGCUAUACUACUCGACCAUGGAGUUCAUCGCGCUGCAGACCCGGCAGAUCGUCGAGGCCAUGAACAACUCCGGACAUAGUAUUAAGAGUAUCUUCAUGUCCGGCAGCCAGUGCCAGAAUGAGAUCCUCAUGGACCUGAUCGCCACGGCGUGCGGCAUGCCGGUGCUGAUCCCGCGCUAUGUCAACGCGGCCGUCGUGCACGGUGCUGCCAUGCUGGGGGCCAAGGCGGCCAGCGCAGACAAGAAGGGCAAGACGGAGCCGCUGUGGGACAUCAUGGACCGCAUGAGCAAGCCGGGCAAGGUGGUCUGGUGCCGGAACGACCCGGCUGAGAAGAAGUUGCUGGAUGCCAAGUACGAAGUGUUCUUGGACCAGUGCAAGACCCAACAGGAUUAUCGGAAGAAGAUUGACGAGGCGCUGAAGGGAUCUACGCUGGAUGCUGAGGCCGGCAACUAA
Chaetomium globosum CBS 148.51 is the source of this 1797-nucleotide messenger RNA. RefSeq lists its product as uncharacterized. Gene Ontology annotation, molecular function: phosphotransferase activity, alcohol group as acceptor; kinase activity. The transcript has 3 exons. Bases 1 to 1797 code for a protein of 598 amino acids. NCBI's taxonomy places the organism in Eukaryota, Fungi, Ascomycota, Sordariomycetes, Sordariales, Chaetomiaceae. The record is from RefSeq and is a predicted model, not a curated record. Gene Ontology annotation, biological process: carbohydrate metabolic process.